AUGGAGUUUGGAAACCUACAAUUUAGCCUACCAGGGAUUCAAGAGCAGGGCCUGCGCAUAAAAGAUGCAUGGACUCAGGUCAACGCUGGGCGAACGAACUCAAUGCCGGUUCCCCCGCACAGCGAGCAAUCGUGCCCCAGCAGAUUAGCGACACACACAUGCGAACAUGCGGCGCAUGACGGGAUUGGAGCCGUGGAUGGCACUUGGAUGCUCAGGUACUUAUAUCUCGUGCCCAGAUUUGUGGCCUUCACCUGCUUCAAGCCGGCGUCUGAGGGCGGGCACCUGCAGCUCUUCGACAAUGGCAAGAUUGCUGAGGAGUUGCCGCUGCUGGUGCAGAAGCUGAAGCAGCACGAGGUGUUGUACCAGCGGCUGCUGGGGGACAAUUCCACCGACAAGUGGCACUAUGCCACCGGGCACUGGCAAUCGAAGUACGAGACAUUCGAUUUUGAGUCUGCCCAGCGGAAGGCCGCUGAGGAUGACAUUUUGGGUGGCCAAGCUGGAUCGACUCUUGAGCGCUACUUGGAGGACACGGUGCGCAUGGAGUGGACCAUACCGGCUGUGACCACAAUCGAUUCCAAAGAUUAUAUGCUUCAUGCAAUCUUAGACAACCAGAAAAAGUUCAACGAGAACUCUGGAUUGCCACCUUUUCAUUCUAUGUUCGGCAACCGCGAGGAGUUCUCGGACACUGAGCUGGAUGCUCUCCGCUCAGCAACACAGAGCUCCUUGUCCCACGAGGUUCUGAUGUCCCCGGGAGAUGUCAUCGUGCUUGACAACUGGAAGUGGGCACACGGAAGGAGGCCGUAUGUGGGACAUCGCGUGCAUGGCAGUGUCAUCUCCGAUCGGCGGCCAAGGUCCACCACCCCGAAGGGGCGAGAGGAGCUUUGA
Molecule: messenger RNA, 885 nt
Organism: Symbiodinium pilosum
Lineage: Eukaryota; Dinophyceae; Suessiales; Symbiodiniaceae
Source: the annotation of a GenBank genome assembly